AUGGCCGACGCUCCGUAUGAUCCCUACGUUCCCAAGGCCGGCGCCGACCAGUCCGGCGGCGUGUCGCGCACCCAGGCGCUUCAAGGCGAAAUCGACGCAACGGUUCAAGUGAUGCGAAACAACAUUCAAAACGUGGCUCAGCGUGGUGACCGCCUGGACGUCCUGCAAGAUAAGACCGAUAACCUGGCGGAAUCCGCACAGGGUUUCCGCCGCGGUGCCAACAGAGUGCGAAAGCAGAUGUGGUGGAAGGACAUGAAGAUGCGAGUCUGCAUCGUCGUCGGAAUCAUCCUGCUCCUGGUUGUCAUUAUCGUUCCAUCAGGUGAGUGA
Molecule: messenger RNA, 327 nt
Organism: Trichoderma citrinoviride
Lineage: Eukaryota; Fungi; Ascomycota; Sordariomycetes; Hypocreales; Hypocreaceae
Product: synaptobrevin
Exons: 2
Coding region: 1-327 (108 amino acids)
Biological process (GO): vesicle fusion; vesicle-mediated transport
Cellular component (GO): plasma membrane; SNARE complex
Molecular function (GO): SNAP receptor activity; syntaxin binding
Source: RefSeq, a predicted model, not a curated record